Messenger RNA from Colletotrichum siamense, 2409 nucleotides. It is a transcript of the gene KEX1-0, whose product is annotated as Protease KEX1. The record is from RefSeq and is a predicted model, not a curated record. Gene Ontology annotation, molecular function: serine-type endopeptidase activity. Bases 1 to 2409 code for a protein of 802 amino acids. The transcript is spliced from 3 exons. Lineage: Eukaryota; Fungi; Ascomycota; Sordariomycetes; Glomerellales; Glomerellaceae. Gene Ontology annotation, biological process: protein processing. Gene Ontology annotation, cellular component: trans-Golgi network; Golgi membrane.
AUGAAGCUGUCCGCGGUUCUCCUCGGCCUGCUCGGCCUCGCUGCCGGUGCAUCGGUUCGAAACUACGAGACAAACGACUACUAUGUUCUCGAGCUGGAUUCGUCUACGACUCCCGACCAGGUUGCCGGUCGCCUGGGCCUGCGCCACGAGGGGUCUCUCGGCGGCCUCGACGGCCAUCACAUCUUCUCCGCGAGAAAGGAGUCGCAGGAUAUCGUCAAGCCUGCCCUGCAGGCGCGGAGGAUGAGGAGGCGAGGACUUGGCGGUUCCGACCCCCUCGAUGGCGUUCGUCUCGCACAGAAGCAGCAGCUUCGCAAGCCCUGGGAGAAGAGGGUGCCCCCGCGCCUGCACGGCCCCAAGAACUUCGCUCGUCAGGAACAGGCGGAUCCUGGAAUGGUUGAGCAGAUGAACAAGAUCAUGCAGACCCUGAACAUCGCCGACCCCAUCUUCAACGAGCAGUGGCAUCUGCUCAACACUGUCCAGAAGGGACACGACAUCAAUGUCACGGGUGUCUGGACCCAGGGCAUCACGGGCAAGAACGCGACUGUUGCCAUUGUUGACGACGGCUUGGAUAUGUACAGCGAUGAUCUGAAGCCCAACUACUACGCCGCCGGCUCCUACGACUUCAACGACCACCGCGAAGAGCCGAAGCCUACGCUGAGCGAUGACAAGCACGGCACUCGCUGCGCCGGUGAGGUCUCUGCCGCGCGAAACAACGUCUGCGGUGUCGGAGUCGCAUACGAGUCCAAGAUUGCCGGUAUCCGUAUCCUGAGUAAGCUCAUUUCAGACGCCGAUGAAGCCGUCGCCAUGACGUACGACUACCAGCACAACGAUAUCUACUCCUGCUCCUGGGGACCCCCGGACGACGGUCGAUCGAUGGACGCGCCAGGUAUCCUGAUCAAGCGUGCGAUGCUUAAGGGCAUUCAGCAAGGUCGUGGCGGAAAGGGAUCGAUCUACGUCUUUGCUAGUGGAAACGGUGCCGCCAAUGAUGAUAACUGCAACUUUGACGGAUAUACGAACUCCAUUUACAGCAUCACUGUUGGUGCCAUCGACAGAAAGGGACAGCACCCGUACUACUCCGAGAAGUGCUCAGCUCAGCUCGUUGUUACCUACAGCAGUGGCAGCGGAGAUGCCAUCCACACCACCGAUGUUGGCACUAACGCCUGCUACAACGGCCACGGAGGCACUUCCGCCGCAGCCCCGUUGGGCGCUGGUGUCUACGCUCUUGUUCUCGAAGCCCGUCCCGAUCUGACCUGGAGAGACAUGCAGUGGCUCGCCAUGGACACGGCUGUGCCUAUCGACGAGGAGAAGGGCGAGUGGCAGCCAACCAAGAUUGGCAAGAAGUUCAGCCACACGUAUGGAUACGGCAAGAUCGACGCAUAUGCCAUGGUCGAGGCGGCCAAGAAGUGGAAGAACGUCAAGCCUCAGGCUUGGUACUACUCUCCUUGGGUGCACGUCAACAAGCCUAUUCCCCAAGGCAAGGAUGGUGUUGCCGUCAGUUUUGAGGUUUCCGCCGAUGCUCUCAAGCAGGCCAAUCUGGAGAGAGUGGAGCAUGUGACGGUCACUAUGAACGUGAACCACACCCGCCGUGGUGACUUGAGCGCGGACUUGAUCAGCCCCGAGGGUGUUACCAGUCACCUUUCUGUAACCCGCAAGAUGGACUCUGCUCGUUCCGGAUAUGUUGACUGGACCUUUAUGAGCGUUGCGCACUGGGGCGAGUCUGGUAUUGGCAAGUGGACUGUUGUCGUCAAGGAUUCCCAGGAGAACGAGCACCAGGGCACCUUCAUCGACUGGCACCUCAAGCUCUGGGGUGAGUCGAUCGAUGCCACCAAGGCCACUCUUCUUCCCAUGCCUACCGACGACGACGACAACGACCACGCUUUGGUUGCGACCACUAGCCUGCCCGCAGCUACCACAUCGAUUGAGCACCCUGCGCAGCCUACCGACCAGCCUGUCGUUCCUACGGAUCACCCCAACCGACCGACCAAGGUCCAGAGCGGUGGUACCCCUGCCGCAACGGGCCCGGCGACGGGCACUGAGGACGCCGCGACAACGACGACCAGCCCCUCUAACUGGGUGUCUUGGCUGCCGUCGUUUGGCAAGGCCGGUGUCUGGGUGUAUGGCGCGCUUGCUCUUAUCGCUGUCUUUUGCUCUGCUCUCGGUAUCUGGUUCUACAUCCGCAAGCGUCGCAACAGCCAGCCUCGCGACAACUAUGAGUUCGAGCUCCUUAAUGAGGACGAGACCGAAGGUCUGAAUGGCGAGAAGCGCACGCGCGGCCGUGAGCUGUACGAUGCGUUUGCUGGUGACGACGAGGACGAUGAUGAUGACAGCAGCGAGUAUCACGACGGGGAUCGUGAUCGUUCAAGAGAAGGACGUGGCAACAGGGAAACGGAUAGGUUAACUGAAAAAUAG